Rhinocladiella mackenziei CBS 650.93 is the source of this 1233-nucleotide messenger RNA. RefSeq lists its product as uncharacterized. The coding region runs from base 1 to 1233 and encodes 410 amino acids. Gene Ontology annotation, cellular component: mitochondrion. Gene Ontology annotation, biological process: fatty acid metabolic process. The record is from RefSeq and is a predicted model, not a curated record. Gene Ontology annotation, molecular function: trans-2-enoyl-CoA reductase (NADPH) activity. The transcript has a single exon. Lineage: Eukaryota; Fungi; Ascomycota; Eurotiomycetes; Chaetothyriales; Herpotrichiellaceae.
AUGGCCACGCCUUUAUACUCCCAGCAGACCCUCAGAACAGCUUUACGGACAAUAUUCUCCCGGAGUCGACCUAUCUGUCGGACCUGCCUGAGACCCUCCAAUACCUCCAUGGACCGGCGACGAACAAUCAGCAGCUAUGGCUAUACGCAGGCGAAAGCCCUCGUCUAUUCGAAAUAUGGUGAACCUGAGGACGUUUUGUCCUUACAUGGCCAUUCCAUAUCUCCCGCCGCCGGUACUAGUGUCGUCGUUCGCAUGCUCGUCUCCCCGAUCAAUCCUGCGGACGUGAAUCAGAUCCAGGGGGUCUAUCCCGCAAAGCCUAAGAUGACCACUGCCCUGGGCACUUCGGAGGCUUCUGUGGUAGCCGGAAACGAAGGAGUUGGAGAGGUUGUCAGUACAGGAUCCGGGGUCAAGAGCCUAAGUCGAGGUGACUGGGUGAUCAUGAAGAGCACAGGAAUGGGGACAUGGCGAACACACAUGGCAGUGGAUGAGAGUCAAUUGUUGAAAAUCGACAACAAGGAGGGAUUGACUCCUCUGCAAGUGGGAACAGUGUCUGUCAACCCAUGUACCGCCUAUCGCAUGCUUCUUGACUCGGCCAAGUGGGGUUUCCGAGGAGAUGAGUGGUUUAUCCAGAACGGUGCCAACAGCGGCGUUGGCCGGGCUGCCAUACAAUUAGGCCGGGAAUGGGGUUUCAAGAGCAUCAACGUCAUUCGAAGUCGGGAGAACAAAGAAGAAGAGCAGAAACUCCGCCAGGAUUUGCGCGAUAUUGGUGCGACCCAAGUGAUCACCGAGGAAGAGCUGAUGGGUCGGGAAAUCAAGGAUCAAAUCAAAGAAUGGACGAAUGGUGGUCGGGAAGAAAUCAAAGUCGGGCUCAACUGUGUUGGUGGAAAGCCUGCUACAGCUCUGGCCAAGUUCUUGAGCCCCGGGGCGACAAUGGUCACGUAUGGGGCCAUGAGCAAGCAACCGGUGAUAUUACCUGCAUCGCUGCUAAUAUUCAAAGAGAUCAAUUUCAAUGGGUUCUGGGUGAGCAAAUGGAGUGACCGGCAUCCGGACCAAAAGAAACAGACGGUUGAUGACGUACUUCGUCUCACAAGAGAAGGACGAUUUAUGGAUAUUCCGGUUCAAGAAUGCAGAUGGGGAUGGAAGACGGAAGUGGAUACUCUCAAGAAGGCCGUCCAGGGAACUCUCGCAGGGUUCAGGCCGGGCAAAGGCGUGUUUGUUUUUGAAGAAACCUGA